Messenger RNA from Striga asiatica, 735 nucleotides. NCBI's taxonomy places the organism in Eukaryota, Viridiplantae, Streptophyta, Magnoliopsida, Lamiales, Orobanchaceae. The record is from the annotation of a GenBank genome assembly.
AUGUGCUUGGUUCUAGCCGUCCUUAUCCUUUGGUGUUGUCUUUCCUGUUAUGUUUUUGCAAUAACCGGUGGUAAUCGAAAAGAAAAGGGUCCUGUGACUACAAAUCUUGGAGCUGAUGAAAAAAACCGGGAUACUGUUAAAGACCAAACAUGUUCAGUUGCCGAAGUUGCUGGUGAUCAGACGCUUGUUGCACGUAUAGGUGAGAAACGUCAUACGAACAGCACUUCAAGACGUCCGAGCAGCAUGGCAAAGACUACUGAUAACGUGCAUGAAGGUGGAACUUGUAAAACAAAUGAGUCCACAGUUUCAACACGUGUAGUUGACGACCAAACUAAAAAAGAUGGUGACAUUGCUGUUGAUACGAACAUUGGUGUUGAUGUUGCGGGUGUUGGUGGUGUACAAGAUGAGGUUGCUGUCGCAGAGCAAGUUGAUGGUUGUGAGACUGGUGGAAAUGCAAAUAAUAUAGGUGUAACACAAGGUGUCGGAGUCGCAUCCGACGAUGGACUGGCUGUCAAUACAAGGCCUAAGCGGCAAACCAAUGCGACUAGUGCAAUCAAGUCACCGUUUAAGGAGAGGUUGGUUGAUGAGAACUCGAAACUAGAUGCAAAAGAGAAGAUGGCAGUUAACUGGGUUAUGAAGAAUCACUUGGCUUGGGAGAUGUCGUAUGUGGUGUUUUCAUAUGUUGCGUUUUGGGUUUUAGACAUAUUUCUGAAUGAUGACGGGUUUGUGGCAUGA